AUGUUUGCCAUCCACCCUGAUAAGGUCCCAGGGCCAGAUGGCUUCUCUGCGAGCUUCUUCCAAUCCAACUGGACGACGGUGGACCCUGCUAUAACAAAAGAGAUUCAGAACUUCUUCAUCACGGGUGCUCUUCCCUACUCGAUUAACUCAACUCAUAUCAGAUUCAUUCCAAAAAUUACCAGCCCUAAACUAGUCUCGGAAUACAGACAUAUUGCCUUGUGUAACGUGUAUUACAAGGUCAUCUCAAAAAUCCUAGCUCUAAGACUUAAACCGGUGCUACAAGAUGUAAUUUCUGAGACUCAGUCGGCGUUCGUACAUGGUCGAGCCAUAUCUGAUAACGUCCUCAUCACGCAUGAAGUCCUCCACUACCUGAAAGGGUCAGGGGCAGUUAAACAAUGCUCAGUGGCAGUUAAAACUGAUAUUAGCAAAGCGUAUGAUAGACUAGAGUGGUCUUUUAUAAGAGUUGUACUUGAGAGAAUGGGUUUUUGUGAUACUUGGAUUAUGUGGAUGAUGCAGUGUGUCUCCACUGUCUCAUACUCUUUUCUCCUUAACAACGAAGUUGUAGGUAAGGUGACUCCACAAAGAGGCAUUAGACAGGGGGAUCCUCUGUCACCCUACAUCUUUAUUUUAUGCGGUGAAAUACUCUCCGGCCUCUGCAAAAAAGCGCAGAUGAAUGGCCUCUUACCUGGAAUCAAAGUGGCUAGAAAUAGUCCGAAGAUCAAUCACAUGUUGUUUGCCGAUGACACCAUGAUCUUCACAAAAACAGAUGCACGUAGCUGCUCCUCCUUGAUGGAUAUCCUCCACAAAUAUGAACUCGCUUCAGGUCAGAUGAUCAACGCGCAUAAAUCAUCUAUCUCCUUCUCCUCCAAGACUCCACCUGAAAUAAGAGAGCGGGUUAAAACUCAGCAGGGAAUAGAGAAGGAAGGGGGAGUAGGCAAAUACCUAGGACUACCAGAGCAUUUUGGACGCAAAAAGAAGGACCUAUUUGCAUCUAUUGUAGAUAGGAAGAAGCAGAUAACAGUUUUCUGGUCUACUCAGUUACUAUCAACUGCGGAAAAAGCUACCAUGAUCCAAUCCGUGUUGUCAGCUAUCCCUAUCUUUGCAAUGACGUGUUUCCUCCUCCCACUUAGCCUCUGUAAACGCAUACAGUCCAUCUUGACCAGAUUCUGGUGGGACUCAAAGGAUGGAGAGAGGAAAAUCUGCUGGAUCUCGUGGGAAAAGCUAACGCAACCGAAGAGCUUGGGAGGCUUGGGAUUCCGCGACAUUGAAGCUUUCAACCACGCUCUUCUUGCAAAAAUUGCGUGGAGACUCUUGACAAAACCAGAGACUCUGCUUGCCCGUGUACUGUUAGGGAAAUAUUGCCACAAAACAACCUUUGCGAAGACACCAUCGAGCGCAACAAUCUCCCAUGGCUGGAGAGGGAUUCUGGCGGGCCGUGACCUUCUACUACAACACCUGGGAAAGGCAAUUGGUAACGGAGAGUCCACUAGCCUCUGGAAUGACUCUUGGAUCAGUCCAGAGACAAACCUGAAACCCAUUGGACCGGUAUUUAUCAGUGACAGAGACCUUGUUGUCGCAGAUAUUCUGACUCGAGAGAUAAGAGAAUGGAACAAAACCAGAAUUGGUGAGCUAUUACCUGAGUUGUCUUCCCACAUUUUGUCACUAAGGCCGAGCAUCCUGGGAGCUAACGACUCUUACAUCUGGCCAUUACAAAAGUCAGGCAACUACACGGUGAAGUUAGGCUACUUUUCAACUCGGGUGAUUAACACACCAGUCGCAAGACUCCAAUCACAGCCGGAGGAGACCCUAAACUGGAAAAAAUAUAUAUGGAACCCUCCCCUCCUCCCAAAGAUAAAGUUCUUCCUUUGGAAAGCUGUGACUAACACACUCCCGACGGGCUUAAACCUACAAACAAGAGGAGUUCUCGUCAACACAAAUUGUUUAAGGUGUGGAGAAGCUGAAUCUAUAUCUCAUAUUCUCUUCCACUGUAAUUUUGCAAAAAAAAUGUGGAAACUUGUCCCAUGGCAGAACACAGUAGACACAAAUUUAAGGUGUGGAGAAGCUGAAUCUAUAUCUCAUAUUCUCUUCCACUGUAAUUUUGCAAAAAAAAUGUGGAAACUUGUCCCAUGGCAGAACACAGUAGACACAAAUGAAACCUCUACCUUCAGUAGAAUGAUCCAAGAAGCAAUUAGAUGGAGGAACCUCCCGCCCUUCGACACCUCAGGGAAUGCGUUUCCAUGGUUCUGUUGGGUGAUCUGGACAUCGAGAAAUCUUGCCAUCUUCGAGAAGAGAUACCUCACACCCAUUGAAACAGCAACCAAAGCGAUUCUGGCCCAAAAAAGAAUGGGAAAAAGCUCAAUCAACUACACCCUCUCAGAUCUCUCAGACCCCGCAGAUGAAGCCUCUAGCCCGAACCUCCUCCUCAAACGAUCUCACUGUAUUUUGCAACACAUAUGCAGCUUGGCGAUCGGAUCUGAUGGCGGCAUGGAUGGGGUGGAUCCUCACAGACCGACAUGGCCAGGAAAUCUCCAGAGCCACAGCCUCUCAACUCAAUGUAACAUCCGCUUGCAUGGCUGA
Brassica oleracea var. oleracea is the source of this 2577-nucleotide messenger RNA. RefSeq lists its product as uncharacterized. The transcript has a single exon. The record is from RefSeq and is a predicted model, not a curated record. The coding region runs from base 1 to 2577 and encodes 858 amino acids. Lineage: Eukaryota; Viridiplantae; Streptophyta; Magnoliopsida; Brassicales; Brassicaceae.